CCCAGCAGAAGAGGCCUGUGGCUCUGUGUGAGGCAGAGGAAGAGGAGACCAGGGGAGAGAGGGGGCGGCGGGGGAGCGCAAACAAGACCAGGAACCCAGGGGCCUUCAAAACGGGGAGUUAUAAACUGCUUCAGUUUGGGAUUAUUCAGUGAGAAGAUACAAUUGAAGAGGAGUGAGAGCUUGUCUCAGGUGGAGGUGUCAAGAUGGCGGCCAAUGCGGAGGCGGCCAAGCCCGUCAUCAUGAAUGAAGAGGAGCUGAAGAGGAAGCAGAGGGAGAAGCUGAAGAAGCUGCAGGCCACAGGAGGAAACCCUCGACCUGCCAGAUCCCUCUUCAUGUUCACCCUGAAAAAUCCUUUCCGCAAGGCCUGCAUCAACAUUGUAGAGUGGAAAACCUUUGAGAUCAUCAUUUUAUUGACCAUCUUUGCAAACUGUGUGGCUCUGGCUGUGUUCCUGCCCAUGCCUGAAGAAGACACAAACAACACAAACUCGAGCUUGGAGAGUUUGGAGUAUAUCUUCCUCAUCAUAUUUACAUUAGAAUGCUUUCUGAAGAUAGUGGCGUAUGGGUUGGUAUUCCAUGAAGGCGCCUAUUUACGGAACUGCUGGAACAUAUUGGACUUUGUCAUCGUCUUCAUGGGUCUUUUUACUUUCGCCUUGGAUACCAUCAACAAGAUAGCAGGUGUGCCGAUGGAGAAGGGUGGGGGAUUUGAUAUGAAGGCACUGAGAGCUUUCAGAGUGCUGCGACCUUUGCGCCUUGUCUCUGGAGUCCCAAGCCUGCAGGUGGUGAUGAACUCCAUUCUCAAAGCCAUGCUGCCCCUGCUGCACAUCGCCCUGCUUGUCUUUUUACUGGUCACCAUCUACGCCAUCAUGGGACUGGAGCUCUUUAAGUGCAAAAUGCAUAAGACCUGCUAUUACACAGGCACAGACAUCUACGCCACGGCUGAACUUGAGUUGCCUGCACCCUGUGCCCAGGCUGGUAAUGGACGCCGCUGCAUCAUCAAUGGCUCAGAAUGUCGACCAGGUUGGGAGGGUCCCAACAACGGGAUCACCCACUUCGACAACAUCGGCUUUGCCAUGCUGACAGUGUACCAGUGUAUAACCAUGGAGGGAUGGACAAAAGUCCUCUACUGGGUAAAUGAUGCCAUUGGAAAUGAAUGGCCUUGGCUCUACUUUGUGCCCCUCAUUCUGGUGGGUUCCUUCUUUGUGCUCAAUCUGGUUCUGGGCGUGCUCAGUGGAGAGUUUACCAAAGAGCGAGAGAAGUCAAGGUCACGAGGAGAGUACCAGAAGUUGCGAGAGCGUCAGCAGCUGGAUGAAGACCUGCACGGUUACAUGGAGUGGAUCACUCACGCUGAAGUCCUGGAUGCGGAUAGGGAGGGUAAAGGACUCCUGCCAUUAACCAGUGGAGAUUCUGACACAGACAGCCUUUAUGACCUGGAAGGCAAAAGCAAAAUCAUCUACUAUUUCCGCCUGGCUCGUCGCUGGAACCGUUUCUUCAGGAUGAAAUGCCUGGUAUAUGUGAAAACAAAAGGCUUUUAUUGGUUGGUUAUGUUUCUCGUCUUCCUCAACACCCUGACCAUAGCUACUGAGUUCCAUCACCAGCCUGAAUCACUCACUACCCUACAAGAUGUGGCAAGUCGUGUCCUGCUGGUGCUGUUUGUUAUAGAGAUGUUUGUGAAGAUGUAUGCGCUUGGCCCAAGAGCAUACUUCAUGUCACUUUUUAACCGUUUUGACUUCUUUGUGGUGCUUUGCGGCAUCCUGGAGAUGAUCAUGCUCUCUGCGGGAGCUGUAGCCCCUCUGGGUUUCUCUGUGCUCAGGUGUAUCAGACUGCUUAGGAUCCUAAAAGUCACAAAGUACUGGAAGUCUUUGAGUAAUCUUGUGGCCUCUCUCCUCAACUCUGUACGCUCCAUCGCCUCCCUGCUCCUUCUUCUCUUCCUCUUCAUCGUCAUUUUCUCCCUCUUGGGCAUGCAAGUGUUUGGAGGGAAAUUUAACUUCAGUGACAAUAGACCCAGACGCAGCAACUUUGACAACUUCCCCCAGGCCCUCAUCAGUGUGUUUCAGGUCCUCACAGGAGAGGACUGGACCAGCAUUAUGUACAAUGGCAUCAUGGCCUAUGGAGGACCAGUGUUUCCUGGCAUUCUGGUGGCCAUCUACUUCAUCAUCCUGUUUGUUUGUGGGAAUUAUAUCCUCUUGAAUGUCUUCCUGGCCAUCGCUGUGGACAACCUGGCAGAGGCUGAGAGUCUGACUUCUGCUCAGAAAGAAAAGGCAGAGGAGAAAAUGAGGAGGAAGUUACUAAGGUCCAAAAUGCCUGAGAAGACUGAUGAGGAGAGAGAGAGAAUAGCUAAGAAACUUGCAGAGCAGAGAGCCAAAAUAGAGGGCAUGCCUACUACAGCCAAGCUCAAAAUUGAUGAGUUUGAGUCCAAUGUUAAUGAGGUGAAAGAUCCAUUCCCACCUGAUGAUUUCCCAGGUGAUGAUGAGGAGGAGGAGCCUGAGAUCCCCAUUAGCCCUCGACCUCGUCCCAUGGCUGACCUGCAGCUGAAGGAAGAGGCUGUUCCUCUGCCUGAAGCCAGUUCUUUCUUCAUUUUUGGCCCUCAGAAUAAGUUCAGAAAGCUGUGCUACAAGAUCAUCAAUGCUACCUCCUUCACCAACUUAAUCCUGCUCUUCAUUCUGCUCUCCUCCAUCUCACUGGCAGCUGAGGACCCUAUUGACCCCAAGUCCUACAGAAACGAGAUUUUGGCCUAUGCUGACAUUGUCUUCACUACUGUGUUUACCAUUGAGAUUGUACUAAAGAUGACAGUGUACGGAGCGUUCAUGCACGAGGGCUCCUUCUGUCGUAACUCCUUCAACAUCCUGGAUCUGAUCGUGGUCACAGUGUCGCUGCUUUCUAUGGGAAUGGAAUCCAGUGCGAUCUCUGUAGUGAAGAUUCUCAGGGUGCUGAGGGUGCUGAGGCCUCUCCGAGCCAUCAACAGAGCCAAAGGGUUGAAGCACGUGGUCCAGUGCGUGUUUGUUGCCAUUAAAACCAUCGGUAACAUCGUUCUGGUCACCAUGCUGCUGAACUUCAUGUUUGCCUGUAUAGGAGUGCAGCUCUUUAAGGGGAAAUUCUACAGCUGCACAGACCCAUCCAAAAUGACUGCAGAGGAAUGCCAGGGAAUGUUUUGGAAGCACAUUGAUAAUUCCCUCCAAGAUACUGUGCUGGCUAAGAGGGAGUGGCUCAACAGUGACUUUAACUUUGACAACGUGCUGUACGGCAUGCUGGCUCUCUUCACUGUUUCCACAUUUGAGGGCUGGCCAAAACUGUUAUAUAGAGCUAUUGACUCUGACCAAGAGGACAUGGGUCCUGUUUUCAAUAACCGCGUGGAUGUGUCUAUCUUCUUCAUCAUCUACAUCAUCCUCAUCGCCUUCUUCAUGAUGAACAUCUUUGUGGGCUUUGUCAUCGUCACUUUCCAGGAGCAGGGCGAGCAGGAGUACAAGAACUGUGAGCUGGACAAAAACCAGCGUCAGUGUGUGCAGUACGCUCUAAAGGCUCGUCCUCUGAGAUGCUACAUCCCCAAAAACCCUUACCAGUACAGAGUGUGGUACAUCGUCACCUCCUGCUACUUUGAGUACCUCAUGUUCUUCCUCAUUAUGCUCAACACCCUGUGUCUGGGGAUGCAGCACUGCAACCAGUCAGAAUAUGUGACCAAGCUGUCCGACAUGCUGAACCUGAUCUUCACCAUCCUCUUCACUGUGGAGAUGAUUCUCAAGCUGAUGGCCUUUAAAGCGAGGGGUUACUUUGGAGACCCCUGGAAUGUCUUUGACUUCAUUAUUGUCGUGGGCAGUGUUGUUGACGUCAUCCUGAGUGAAGUCGAUACUGCCCUGGCCUCCAGUGGAGGACUGUACUGUCUCCAUGGCUGUGCUGAGACAAAUCCAAUGCAAGUAAUUGCUGCCUCUGAAAAUGCUUCGGUUUCCAUCACGUUCUUCCGACUCUUCCGUGUCAUGCGUCUGGUCAAGCUGUUGAAUCGUUCAGAAGGCAUCCGUAACCUGCUGUGGACAUUUAUCAAGUCCUUCCAGGCUCUCCCUCAUGUCGCUCUGCUCAUCGUGAUGCUCUUCUUUAUCUACGCUGUUAUUGGGAUGCAGAUCUUUGGAAAGAUAGCCUUAGUUGACGGUACCCAAAUCAACCGCAACAACAACUUCCAGACAUUCCCUCAGGCUGUUCUGAUGUUAUUCCGAUGUGCAACAGGAGAGGCUUGGCAGGAGGUCAUGAUGGCUUCCAUGUAUGGGAAGAAGUGUGAUCCAAAGUCUGACUUUCUGCCAGGGGAGGAGUACACCUGUGGGUCCAACUUUGCCAUCUUCUACUUCCUCAGCUUCUACUGUCUCUGUGCUUUCCUGAUCCUCAACUUGUUUGUAGCCAUCAUCAUGGACAACUUUGACUACCUGACUCGGGAUUGGUCCCUUCUUGGUCCACACCAUCUGGAUGAGUUCAAGAAGAUCUGGGCUGAAUAUGACCCUGAGGCCACGGGGAGAAUCAAACAUCUGGACGUGGUGACGUUGCUGCGACGUAUCCAGCCUCCGCUAGGCUUUGGCAAGUUCUGUCCUCAUCGAGCUGCAUGCAAGCGCCUUGUUGGUAUGAACAUGCCUCUGAACAGUGAUGGCACCGUCACCUUCAACGCCACCCUGUUUGCUCUUGUGAGGACUGCACUUAAGAUCAAAACAGAAGGGAACUUUGAGCAGGCCAACGAGGAGCUGAGAGCCAUCAUAAAACAAAUCUGGAAACGCACAAGUAUGAAACUCUUGGACCAGGUUAUCCCCCCUAUAGGAGACGAUGAAGUGACUGUUGGAAAGUUCUACUCCACCUUCCUGCUUCAGGACCAUUUCCGUAAGUUCUUGAAGCGCCAAGAGGAAUACUACGGCUACAGACCCUCGAAGAAGAGCGCCACAGGCCCAGAGAUCCAGGCGGGUCUGAGGACUAUAGAUGAAGAAGCAGCGCCAGAGAUGCACAGAGCCAUCUCAGGAGACCUGCAGAAUGAGGAGGAGCUGGAACGAGCAAUGGAGGAGGCCGGAGAGGAAGCUAUCUACCAGCGUUCACAUGGCCUCUUUGGUAACCGAGGAGACUCAUUCGACACUGAGCCAGCCAACGCUCAGUCCCAACAGGUGACCAGCCAGCGGCCCCUUAUGUUCUCAGAGAGCCAGCCCGAGUCUCCACCUGACUCCUCGGCCCUGACGCCAACCACUGAAUUUUUCCCUACAACUGCACCCAAAAACAACACUAACAACAAUGCCUACGCAGAGUUUUCAUUUGACAGAGAGGGCAGUCCUGCUGAGUUUUACAAUCCCUGUGAGGAUGAAGAGCCAGACAGCCUACGCUCCUGGAACUUUACAGUGAGAACAGACAAAACACAGUUCCCCUAUGACCCAAACUACGGUGACAGUCAGAGUCAGAGCUCAAGUACUGCAGCAGAUCAGCUGGUCCAGGAGGCUCUAGUGAAGGGUGGUAUGGCCUCUUUAGCAGAAGACCCCGGCUUUGUCUCAAUGGCUAAGGAGGAGAUGGCUGAAGCCAUGCACACAUCUAUAGAAGACAUGGAGAGUGUGGCGCAGGGCAUCUUCAGCGGCCGCUCUGCCAGUCAAGAAGUCAAGCCUACCAAGAAGAGACGUCCCAUCCCUGUCCCUCCUUCUGCUCCCGCUGUUGCAGCAAAGGAGACAUCUGAGCCUGAUCCAGCUGUGAGGAGAAAGAGACGUCCAAUCCCCAGGAUCCCCGCCAUACAGGAGGAUGACUCCAGAGUCUAAAGGAUGUCACUAGAGUUUACAUGGUUAUUUUGAAAAUCUUAUAAUGGCUCCAUACCACCUCACCUUACUGAGCUUGUUUCCUCUGUGACAAUCUUUCUUUGCAAGCCUGGCAACUUAAAGCAGGUUGGCUCAGGAUAAAUAUGUUGUCAAGUGUGGUAGAAUAGAGGAAAAUAUAAUAAAACAUCUAAAUCUUCAGAUUUAUUGAAACUAAUAAACUCACUCAGUUAUCUCAGAGAAAUCAGAAUGACGCACUUCUUUCUUUGUUGCGUUUCUGGAGGUAAUUCAUUCCACGUGACUUCUGGGAUGACCAUGCAAGUGAGCUGAAAGUCUUACUGAGAGGGCGACCAACUGAGUACAGAGGGAAAGGUCGCUUUAUUGUGAACAGUUAAGUUUGGACAGUGGGAAAGGAGUAUGUAUGCAUCCAGGCCCAGAGAUAUAACUGAGUAUUCUCUGGUGCUAUUUUAAUGAUGCAGGUUUAUAUUGUUUUUGAUGAGGCAGUGUCAGGAUGUAACUAUGUUUAGUCUUUGAUUAUUUAAGUUUACCAGGUUUUCUCCUGCUCUUGUAUGCAGUAUGGGCGAAAGUUUUUAAGAGGAAACAUUUUUCUAUUAUCAUUUUGGACAUUGAGGUACCUUUAAUAUAAUAAUUUACCUUUGUUAUUAAUUUUUCAAGACACAAAGUAGUAAAACAGUGCAUGUGAUCUUUUUAAGGUUACUCUAAGUCACUGUGGACAGCUGCUAUGUUCAUUUACAUAAAUGUCAUACUUUUAAGACACACAGUUGACCAGUCUGGAUAAAGAAGUCUUCAGCAUACCUGGAGUAUGGUGAUUUUAGCUUCAUAACUCACCUGGGCUUAUUACAAGUUUUAUUUUUAACUGCAUGGGCAAAUAUUAUUGCACUUUUUCAUGUUUUGUGACAGCCUUAAGGUAUUUUUUACACAAUCUUCUGGUCAGCCUGUGUUUCAUAGAUAUCACUUUAAAGGGUUUUGGAGACAGUUUGAGUGAACGUCAAAGCUUAACCUCUCUACUUAAGCGUCUGAGGAUCUGGCUGAUGUUACACCAGUGUUUUCACCAUGAAAAAAAAAUAAAUAAAUUAUCCAUA
Molecule: messenger RNA, 6853 nt
Organism: Cheilinus undulatus (humphead wrasse)
Lineage: Eukaryota; Metazoa; Chordata; Actinopteri; Labriformes; Labridae
Product: dihydropyridine-sensitive L-type skeletal muscle calcium channel subunit alpha-1-like
Exons: 45
Coding region: 204-5756 (1850 amino acids)
Biological process (GO): calcium ion import across plasma membrane
Cellular component (GO): voltage-gated calcium channel complex; membrane
Molecular function (GO): high voltage-gated calcium channel activity; calcium ion binding
Source: RefSeq, a predicted model, not a curated record